Molecule: messenger RNA, 159 nt
Organism: Letharia columbiana
Lineage: Eukaryota; Fungi; Ascomycota; Lecanoromycetes; Lecanorales; Parmeliaceae
Exons: 1
Coding region: 1-159 (52 amino acids)
Source: RefSeq, a predicted model, not a curated record
AUGGGCCGCAAGCGCAAGACCGCCAAACUCGCACGCGAGAACGGUUUCAACGACAACGAGACUUUCGCCGAUGAUGCUGAGAGCCUCAAGCCUAUGACGGAUGGCGGCGAGGGCGCUUAUAGGGAUGCACUGGAGAUCUGGGCCGAGUCAGUCUCAUGA